Messenger RNA from Oppiella nova, 606 nucleotides. The record is from the annotation of a GenBank genome assembly. Lineage: Eukaryota; Metazoa; Arthropoda; Arachnida; Sarcoptiformes; Oppiidae.
AAAAUAUUCGCACUUUUGGGGCCAAACGGUUGCGGAAAGACCACACUUUUGCGACUAGUGUUGGGACGACUGAAGUUCAAAAAUGGUUACAUUAGAGUAUUCGGCGAAGAGCCGGCCAGUGCCCGCUCAGACAUACCGGGCCCUGGGGUCGGGUAUAUGCCUCAAGAAAUCGCACUCUUUAACGAGUUCACAAUACAAGAGAGUCUAACCUAUUACGGCACGAUAUACCACAUGGACAGGGAUGAGAUACGGGAGCGCAUAAAGGACUUGUUAGAGCUGUUGAAUUUGCCUGAAAAGGGACGACCAGUGAGCCAACUAAGUGGUGGUCAACAGAGACUCACGUCUAUCGCGGUUACUAUGAUUCACAGACCGAAACUCCUUAUCCUGGAUGAGCCCACUGUUGGUGUGGACUCUCUCCUCAGGUGUCGUAUUUGGCAGUAUUUGGAGAAAAUGUGUCGAAACUAUGGAAUAACAGUGAUUAUAACGACUCAUUACAUAGAAGAGGCCCGAACUGCACAUAACGUCGGGUUUAUGAACAACGGAUGUGUCUUAAGACAGGCCAACCCUAACAAACUGAUGGCUGAGUACGGGUGCCCUACACUCGAA